GGCGGGCGUGAGCUACGCCGGGUCUCGGGAGUGCUGUGAGGCAGAGAGGACUUCAGGCUCUUUGACCUCUGUGCCCUUGUACUUUUGGGAGCUUCUGGGCUUUUGGCUCCUCCAAAGUUCUUUUCUGCGCAGAUCCCCAAAGUCGUCCACGAUGAGCGGCAUGACACAGAAACUGCGGGAGAUAGUCAAGUCCUUCGCUAGUGUUCGCGGUUUUGAUAGAGUUGUGGAAAAGGUGACUGUAAUCUCUGCUGUUCCGGGGAAAGUGGUUUGUGAAAUGAAAGUAGAAGAGGAGCACACUAAUAAAAUGGGCACUCUCCACGGCGGUUUGACAGCUACUUUAGUAGACAACAUAUCAACAAUGGCCCUUCUAUGCACAGAAAGGGGCGCACCCGGAGUCAGUGUUGAUAUGAACAUAACGUACAUGUCACCUGCAAAAAUGGGAGAAGAAAUAGUGAUUACAGCACAUGUUCUGAAGCAAGGAAAGACACUUGCAUUUUCCUCUGUGGAUCUGACCAACAAGGCCACAGGAAAGCUAAUAGCUCAAGGCAGACACACAAAACACUUGGGAAACUGAGAGAAUAGAAGAAUGCCAGCAGUGAAUAGCAAGUGUAAAUUUAACUUGAACAAAUAUAAUUUUCAAAAUAAAUUAGCAAAACCAGAAA
Messenger RNA from Otolemur garnettii (small-eared galago), 662 nucleotides. It is a transcript of the gene ACOT13, whose product is annotated as acyl-CoA thioesterase 13. Gene Ontology annotation, molecular function: fatty acyl-CoA hydrolase activity. NCBI's taxonomy places the organism in Eukaryota, Metazoa, Chordata, Mammalia, Primates, Galagidae. The transcript is spliced from 3 exons. The record is from RefSeq and is a predicted model, not a curated record. The coding region runs from base 152 to 574 and encodes 140 amino acids.